Messenger RNA from Entelurus aequoreus (snake pipefish), 3957 nucleotides. It is a transcript of the gene mthfr, whose product is annotated as methylenetetrahydrofolate reductase (NAD(P)H). The transcript is spliced from 12 exons. NCBI's taxonomy places the organism in Eukaryota, Metazoa, Chordata, Actinopteri, Syngnathiformes, Syngnathidae. Gene Ontology annotation, cellular component: cytosol. Gene Ontology annotation, biological process: tetrahydrofolate interconversion. The record is from RefSeq and is a predicted model, not a curated record. Gene Ontology annotation, molecular function: methylenetetrahydrofolate reductase [NAD(P)H] activity; FAD binding. The coding region runs from base 174 to 2135 and encodes 653 amino acids.
UCAGGCGGCACAGCGACCCCCAGAGGACGUGUGGCCGCAUUGCAGUCUGCGCACGCUGUCGCCUGCUGUGCCCCCCACAAGUAUCUGGGACCCACAAGUAUCUGGGACCCACAAGUAUCUGGGAGCCCGGCAACACAAAGACAGCCGACUGGAAAAAGUAUCAAUUUUCCGUCAUGGUCAACCAGGUUCAGCGAGCCGAUGGCAGCUGGCAGUCGUGCAAGAGUGAUUCCAGCGGGGCGGGCACCAGCGGCGGCGAGAGUUCCAAGGAAAGUUCUCGCUGUUCCACGCCGGUGCUGGACGCCGACCGUUCGGACAGGCUGCGGGACAAGAUGAGGAGGAGGAUGGAGUCCGGGGAUCACUGGUUCUCCCUGGAAUUCUUCCCUCCGAGAACGGCCACCGGCGCUGUCAAUCUCAUAUCCAGGUUUGACCGUAUGGGCUCCGGGGGGCCGCUGUUCAUCGACAUCACCUGGCAUCCAGCGGGAGACCCGGGUUCGGACAAGGAAACGUCCUCCAUGAUGAUCGCCAGCACGGCGGUCAACUACUGCGGCCUGGAGAGCAUCCUGCACCUCACCUGCUGCAACCAGACCAGCCAGAAGAUCUCGGGCUACCUGGCCAAAGCCAAGCACCUGGGCCUUAAAAACAUCAUGGCGCUGAGAGGAGACCCCGUGGGCACGGACUGGGAGGAGGAGGAAGGAUGCUUCAACUACGCCAUAGACCUGGUCAAACACAUCCGCUCCCAGUUUGACGACUACUUUGACAUUUGUGUGGCAGGCUACCCCACUGGACACCCCGAGGCGGGGAGCUACCAGGAGGAUCUGCAACACCUGAAGGAGAAGGUGGACGCAGGAGCCAACUUUGUCAUCACGCAACUUUUCUUCCGGGCCGAAACCUAUCUGAAAUUCCUCGACGACUGUCGGGCGCUGGGGAUCACGUGUCCCAUUCUUCCCGGGAUCUUCCCCAUCCAGGGCUACCAGUCCCUGCGUCAGCUGGUCAAGUUGUCCAAGCUGGAGGUGCCGGAGGAGAUCACCAAAGUCAUCGAGCCCAUCAAGGACAACGACGCGGCCAUCCGUAACUACGGCAUCCAACAGGCGGUGGAGAUGUGCCGAGUGCUGCUGCAGAGCGGCAAGGUGCCCGGUCUGCACUUCUACACCCUGAACAGGGAGGUGGCCACCAUGGAAGUCCUCAGGCAGCUGGGACUGUGGAUAGAAGACCCCAGGCGGCCUCUUCCCUGGGCGGUGAGCGCACACCCCAAGAGGAAGGUGGAGGAUGUGCGACCCAUCUUCUGGGCAUCAAGACCCAAGAGCUACAUCUACAGAACCCAGGAGUGGGACGAGUUCCCUAACGGCAGAUGGGGGAACUCCUCGUCCCCGGCCUUUGGGGAGUUAAACGACUACUACUUGUUCUACUUGAAGAGCAAGUCGUCCAAAGACGCCCUGCUGCAGAUGUGGGGCGAGGAGCUGAAGAACGAGCAAAGCGUGUACGAGGUCUUCACCGGCUACCUCACAGGCCAGCCCAACCUCAAAGGACACAAGGUCAUGUGUUUGCCGUGGAACGACGAGCCUCUGGCCCAAGAAACCAACCUGCUGAAGGAGCAGCUGGAGAAGGUGAACAGACGAGGCGUCCUCACCAUCAACUCCCAGCCCCGGAUCAACGGCAAACCCUCCACCGACCCCAUAGUGGGCUGGGGACCUCCCGGAGGUUACGUCUUCCAGAAAGCCUAUCUGGAGUUCUUCACCUCCAGUGAAAAUGUGGACGCGCUCCUCAAAGUUCUCAAGAAGUACGAGCCCCGUGUCAACUACCACAUUGUCAACGUGCACGGCCGCACCCUCACCAACGCCCCCGACAUGCAGCCUAACGCGGUGACGUGGGGCAUCUUCCCGGGCAGGGAGAUUGUGCAGCCCACCAUCGUGGACCCGGUCAGCUUCAUGUUCUGGAAGGACGAAGCCUUCGCCCUGUGGAUCGAGCAGUGGGCCAAACUGUACGAGGACGAGUCUCCUUCCCGCAUGAUCAUCAAGUACAUCCACGACAACUACUUCCUGGUCAACCUGGUGGACAACGACUUCCCGCUGGACAACUGCUUGUGGCAGCUGAUUGACGACAUGUUCCAGCAGCUGGACGCUCCCGAGCAGCCCUAAACGUGAGCAGGACAUGCUUUUUAAUGCUGCUACUCAUGUGGAUAUUUCUGCUUUUUAACUGCACAUUCAAAACGGAUUUUUUUAGUGGAUUUUUUUAAACACUUUCCUAAAGUCUGAUCCAAGUAGGUGCAGUAUUUGAUGUCACGCCCCCGAGGAAGAAGACACUUUCAUGGGGCUUUAACAUUGUUGGAAGUGCAGCUCUGCAUAACCAUGCUUAUUAGCAUGAAACACAACAGACUACGGCACACCACACCCUCACCACACCCUCAUCACACCACACCCUCAUCACACCCUCAUCACACCCUCAUCACACCACACCCUCAUCAUUCACCUUAAAUACCAGGCGCUGUCUGAAUGCUACACAUUGUCUGCCAUCUUGUGGACAGAGUGAGUAAAUCAGAUCAAUGACCCCUUGAAAGUACUUUAAAUAAAUGUCAGGGCGUCCCGAUCCAAUAUUGAUAUCGAAUAUCGUUCCGGACGAUAUCGACUUGCAUUUAAAAUCUCCGAUACAAGCGAUCCUGCAGCGUGUUUGUGUUUACAUUUAAAUGUCUUCCAAUGAGCACACACCAUUUCUUCAAUUUUAUUCAAGUCAUUUACAAAAGGUAAACAUGCUAGGCUGUAGGCUACUAGAAGCUAGCAGCUACACAACAGCCAAGCACAUAAGCAACAAUGGAACAAUAUUGCAGUGUAAAACAGCACAUUUGUCAAUAUAAACAAGUGUCAAAUAAUUAUAGUUGCAUAUUGCUUACACAUACAAAGUCUCCAAAGCAGUAUUAGAAAGUAUCCGCUAACAAACGUGUCCGCAUCAUUCAAGUUACUGCGCCAUGAACUUAUUGUGACCAAAAAUGAUGACUAUGUUACUUCAACUUAAAGACAACAAAAGUUUAGGUUAUUGUUUUUCACAUUGUUCUCUGUGGUCAGUUCACUUGAUCAAACCUUUUCUAACAUUCUGCAAUAAACGCACAGCAUUUACUUAUAUGACACAAUCCAAACAACCUUCAUGUCUGUUUGACUUUUUUCCCAUGAUGCACUCCAAUGGAUUUAAAUGAGUGUAAGUUAGACUUUUUUUUUAUAGUGAGCAGGUUGUGUUGUGUUGACCUUUAUGUUAGUUGCAUGUUCUUUUCUUGCACCAUGACUAGGGAAGGUUGUUUGGAUUGUGUCAUAUAAGUAAAUGCUGUGCAUUUAUUUCAAGUACUUUCAAGGAGUACUUGAAGCUGCUUUAAGGAGUCCCAAAAGUAAAGAAGGUAUAAGUCAAACACACAUCUUAGUAUGAAAGAUAGAUCCAUGAUAUGAUAUAGUAUGUACUGUACACAUGAUAUGAUAUAGUAUGUACUGUACACAUAUGAUAUAGUAUGUACUGUACACAUAUGAUAUAGUAUGUACUGUACACAUGAUAUGAUAUAGUAUGUACUGUACACAUGAUAUGAUACAGUAUGUACUGUACACAUGAUAUGAUACAGUAUGUACUGUACACAUGAUAUGAUAUAGUAUGUACUGUACACAUGAUAUGAUAUAGUAUGUACUGUACACAUGAUAUGAUAUAGUAUGUACUGUACACAUGAUAUGAUACAGUAUGUACUGUACACAUGAUAUGAUAUAGUAUGUACUGUACACAUGAUAUGAUAUAGUAUGUACUGUACACAUGAUAUGAUACAGUAUGUACUGUACACAUGAUAUGAUAUAGUAUGUACUGUACACAUGAUAUGAUAUAGUAUGUACUGUACACAUGAUAUGAUACAGUAUGUACUGUACACAUGAUAUGAUAUAGUAUGUACUGUACACAUGAUAUGAUAUAGUAUGUACUGUACACAUGAUAUGAUAC